GUACUGCCAUUGCAAAAGAAUUUUAGUUCUUUCUUCACUUCUUUACUCUCUGCUGUGAUAAUCCGGUAAUGCUAUUGACACGCCUGGUUGUUUCCCAACCAGAAGGUGGCAGCAGUCUGCAACAUCUGUAUCAUCAAAGAAGAAGAAACGUCACUUCACCGGGAAAAUAAAACAUGUUUAUGUUUCUCUGGCUGUCAUGAUUUUAAUUUAGGCUAAUAUCCUCAUUAGUCUGCAUUAUUAUGAACUGCCGAUUGCGUUGAAAUAUGAACUGGGACCAGCUUGACAUAAAUCCACGCAUUGUAACAGCUGUGAAGAGAGCAAAUUUGAAAUCGGUUAAAGAAAUACUGAGUCUUUCUGGUCCUGAUCUACAAAGACUGACGCAGCUGUCAAAGACUGAUGUACACCACUUGCAUGUUGCUGUCGCUCAGUCUUGCUGUAAGCAGCCUCCUGUCUCAGCCCUACAGUUGUUGCGUGGAGAGUGUCCUUCGUUGGAGCCAUUGCGUAGCCUCUCUUUAGGCUGCCCAGUCCUGGAUGAUUUGUUGCGCGGAGGUCUCCCCCUCUGCGGCAUAACGGAGUUGGCUGGAGAGAGUGGUUCUGGGAAGACCCAGUUUGGACUUCAGCUCUGUCUCUCUGUCCAGUAUCCAGCCGAGCAUGGAGGACUUGGCUCAGGAGCUGUAUUCAUUUGCACAGAGGACUCCUUUCCCAUCAAGCGGCUACGUCAGCUCAUCGUGCAGCAGUCUCUGCUGAGACCACACGUGCCAAAGACUCUGGUGCGCAGCAUCCGUUUCAGUGACAACAUCUACAUAGAGCACACCGCAGACCUGAGUGCGCUACAGACGUGCAUCAACCAGAGAGUGCCGGUACUGCUGUCCAGGGGCCUGGUGCGCCUGGUGGUGGUCGACUCCGUGGCCGGACUGUUCCGGAACGAGUUCCAGGCGGACGAGACGAUAGAGAGGACGCGCCACCUGCUCGCCUUCUCCAGCACCCUGCACCGCCUCAGCCACGCCCACCAAGCACCUGUGCUCUGCAUCAACCAGGUCACAGAUGUAAUAGAUGGUCCAAAUCCCGGGAGGUGUAAUUUUGGGCUGGUGGACAGCCGGGUCCUCCCUGCGCUGGGCCUGGCGUGGGCCAAUCAGGUGAUGGUGCGGCUGAUGCUGCGGCGCCUGCCGGGCUCGGUGGCGUCGGGAGAGCAGAGCUGCGUCCCCCGGCGCCUGGAGGUGGUGUUCGCCCCACACCUGCCCCGCGCCGGCUGCCUCUGCGGCGUCUGGGUGGAGGGCGUCAGGGGCAUCGCCCAGGACGGAGCGCAGGAGGAGCAGGAGCAGGAGAGAGAUGAGAGGGAGCAGGAGCGAAGAGGAGAGCCGCCGCCACCACAGCCGGGCCCGUCAGGGGAGGAGAGCAGGAAGGGGUCUGGGUUGAGAACUUGAAGGGGGGAUCCCCCCAGGAUGGAGAGCAGGAGCAGGAGUGAAAAGGAGGAAAACCUCCAUCACAGUCGGGUCCGUCGUGGGGGGGGGUCUGGAUAGGAGACUUCAGGGGUCGCUCAGGAUGGAGGGAAGGAGCAGCAGGGAGGAGGAGGAGGAGAAGGUGGACUGAAGAGGAGAACAGCCUCCACCACAGCUGAUUCCAUUCGUGGGGGAGGACAGAACCUCCCGUGGACAUAUGGACCCAGGAUGGAACCGUAGAAGAGUGUGCAGGAGACAUGACACCUGAGUCCUAGUUGAGACAAGGGCUCCAUUCCAUUAUCCACACUCCUGUCCUAGACUUGCGCUUGUGGACUCUGGAAGAGCCCAUGUUUACUGCACAUAUAACAAUGCCAUGAUGCCAAGUCGACUGUGGUUUCCAAUGGUAGAAAGAAUAUCAUAUAUCUGCCUGGACAGAUGAUGGUGCAGACUUCUGACAACAAUAUGGUUGAGUGUACAGUUUACAUGGUAGAGUUUGCACUUUACAAUAUCUAGACUGGGAACGCUGAACACAUGAGAUUUACUGACAGAGAAACAAGGGCUUCUUUUUUAGAUAUGGGAGGGAGCUGACUCUCACCCUCUCAUUUUAUGAUUUCAUGAUUGAGAAAACAAAAUGUGACCAGUUACUUUUAUUUUUAUUGAUGUAGUUUUGAAAGUUUUACUUUAUGAUUGAUGUGGGACAUUCAUGUAUUUAAAUAAAAUGUUGUGUCAAAGUCAA
Engraulis encrasicolus (European anchovy) is the source of this 2175-nucleotide messenger RNA. RefSeq names its product X-ray repair complementing defective repair in Chinese hamster cells 3 (gene xrcc3). Lineage: Eukaryota; Metazoa; Chordata; Actinopteri; Clupeiformes; Engraulidae. Gene Ontology annotation, molecular function: ATP-dependent DNA damage sensor activity; four-way junction DNA binding; ATP binding. Gene Ontology annotation, cellular component: Rad51C-XRCC3 complex; replication fork. Gene Ontology annotation, biological process: t-circle formation; telomere maintenance via recombination; double-strand break repair via synthesis-dependent strand annealing. The record is from RefSeq and is a predicted model, not a curated record. The coding region runs from base 264 to 1424 and encodes 386 amino acids. The transcript is spliced from 7 exons.